AUUAUAAAUGUUAGACUCAUUGAAUGUAUUGUURAUUGAGUGCAUGACUUGUCUUCAAAGUUGACAACAAUUGACAAACUAAUAGUGAUUAUUAUAUGUGACUGAAGUGAGUGAAGACACUUUGAAUCACUUGUAGUCAUCAUUUUGAUUGAUAUUUGUGUAUCAGAUCCUAAUUGUCUGGUAUUACCACUGAUUAGUUCAUAUUAUGAGCUCAAACACACAACGGGUUUGGCAGAUAAUUAAGCCACACAUACCUUUGAUUAGAUUCAGAAAAGGAGCUGAUCUUCACAAAACUGAAGUAUUGUCUGUAUCGGCCACGAGUUCUUCGAGUCCACCCAUUGGGUCGACACCACGAGGAAGUGGUAUCGAUGAAGAAUUGAUACCAAAGAGAUACCAACGAAAACCAAUAUCACAACAGGAGAUGGAAAUCAUUGAAAGAGGCGGACCCGAUAUACUUUGAUUAACAUCUUUAUUGUAUAAAAAAUAUAUAUAUAUUUAGAGCUAAU
Molecule: messenger RNA, 506 nt
Organism: Oppia nitens
Lineage: Eukaryota; Metazoa; Arthropoda; Arachnida; Sarcoptiformes; Oppiidae
Product: alpha-ketoglutarate dehydrogenase component 4-like
Exons: 5
Coding region: 206-460 (84 amino acids)
Biological process (GO): 2-oxoglutarate metabolic process
Source: RefSeq, a predicted model, not a curated record